AUGACCCCACCGGCUCGCCUGGUGCGUUCCAGCUUGGGUUGUAAUGGUCUUUAUCGCAAUAUAACCUCCUGUUUAACACUAUUUCACGACGUCACUUGCCGACGUCGCCUGGCACUUUGUCAGGGGUGUUGGGUAGCGCUGCUCAGCAUACUUACGGCUGAAACGGGUGACUGGGGGAAGUGCUGUGCAGAAGGGUUGGGAUGGUUGAAGGGUGGUGGUGGAUGCCCAAAUACAGCUAAAGGGACACGGACUGAGCAGGAUGAAGGAGAAGCGUAA
Molecule: messenger RNA, 276 nt
Organism: Gongylonema pulchrum
Lineage: Eukaryota; Metazoa; Nematoda; Chromadorea; Rhabditida; Gongylonematidae
Source: the annotation of a GenBank genome assembly